Messenger RNA from Rotaria sordida, 909 nucleotides. NCBI's taxonomy places the organism in Eukaryota, Metazoa, Rotifera, Eurotatoria, Philodinida, Philodinidae. The record is from the annotation of a GenBank genome assembly.
AUGACAACAUUAUUUGAAAAUUCGAUCAAUCAAAAUACGAGAUGUUUUGCUUGUGGAUCACUUGUCUAUGCUGUUGAAAAGAAAAUGACAACACAUCAUAUUUAUCAUAAUCGAUGUUUUCGUUGUCGUAUUUGUAAACGAAAUUUGACAGGAUAUUCACUUAAUGAAGAAGGUGAUGAUAUUUAUUGUGGAAAUUGUUAUAGAAAAAAACAACGAGGUGAUUGUGAUAGUUUAGAAUUUCAUCGAGCAGCAGCUGAAAAAGCUCAAUAUGUUCAUAAUCGUCAUCAUGCAAAUCAACAAAAUCCAUCAAGUAAUCUACGACAAUCAAGUCUUCGUGAUGUAUCACGACAUCCAUCAUUAACAUUACGUCAACUUGAACGACGAUUUCUAUCUCAUAAACAACCAAACGGUACUAAUAAUAAGUCAACAAACGAAACUAAUGAAAAAUCUCUUACAAAUUCUCAUCCUUUAACAAUUAAUACCAAUUUUUCAACUCCAAUUAAUUUAACAUAUUUUCGACGUGAUUCAUCAUUAUCAAAAGAUGAACCAACUCCACAUUUUUCAUCUCUUUUUUCACCUAUGUCAAGUCGUCGUACAGAAACAACGAUUACACCUCGUAUAACACAAAAAACUAACGAUAUCGAUAUUAAUGAUGAACAACCUAAAUCAAUAACAUCACCAACGGGUAACACAACCUGUGGUAUUGAAUUUCGAUUAAAUAAAAGUAAUAUCGAUUUAACUAAUGUUACAUCAUCACGAAGUCGUCAAAAAAGUAUUAUUGUACCAGAUCUUAAUCAAAAUAACGAACAAAACGAUGGCAAAUUUCAUUUUCCAGAUUUUAAUAUUAAAGCAAUACAUCGUCGAAGUAGCAGCGCUCAUCAUCUAAUACAUCCAUCACGAGUUGAUUAA